UGUGCCUUUGAACAAGUACCGUUCGCCAAUGCGUUUUAUGAAAUUCUGAUAAUUUUUAAAAAUUAAUUUUUAUAUUUAUGCAGUAAUAAUUAAUAAUGGAAUUGCAAGAUGAACAAAUUGAUCCAAACUUAAAUGCAGAUGUUUAUAGAAAUAUGACAGCAUCAAAUCGACCAAUGAUUCAGGAUAAGCAAUUGGAGGUUGUACUCGUUUAUAAAGAUGACAGCUUAAUAUUGGGAGCUAGUAAUAUGGUAGAUCGAUAUUGGAAUGGUACAGUUUGGUUUUAUAGCGAAAUUAAUAAUUUUGAUCGUAAUCAGUAUAUCGCAGCCACACGAACUGAAAGUGGCGUACGUGUAGCUACUUAUUUAGGAAAAUAUGAUAGGUUUGUUAUUGGAGAAGACAGUGGUCUUAUUCAGAUUUUUGAAUUAGUUUUAAAAUCAGAAUUAAAAUGUAUGGGUUAUACGUGUCAACACGACGACAGUUUAACAUCUAUGUCAACGUUUAAUAAUAAUACUCAUAUUGUAACUGCUGGAAUGGAUUCAUGUAUAAAAGUAUGGGAUAUGACUGAAAUAAUAGCAAUAUACUCAUUUAAUCAGGCUCAAACAGAUAUAAUAACAAGCACUGAAGUUCAAGUGGAUAGUGAUGCAGUAUUUUUAUCUACAUCCAUGGAUUGUGAAGCUUUACUUUGGGACAUUAGAAAAUCAAAGCCUGCUCUUGGAUUGUGGAAAAAUGAAUGUGGUUUAACAGCUUCAUCAUGGCAACCUAAUAAUGAGAAUAUAGUUGCAGUAGGAGGUCUUGAUGGAAUCAUUUCAAUUCUUGAUAUUCGUAGAAUUGGUGAAACCCCUCUUUAUGAAACCCCAGAAAGUUCCCGUGGAAUACGUAAUUUGUUAUUUGAUCCUGAUCAGCCAUCUAAACUGGCGAGUUGUUAUGAUAAUACAGAAGUUAAGAUUUUUGAUAUAUCCAAUGAUUGUAAAAAUAUAUUUACUAAUGAUGAACAUGCAGACUUUGUCAGAGGUUUAGCAUGGCACAAAAGUGAUUUAAUAACAUGUUCAUGGGAUAAUACAGUUGUAAGACAUAUAGUAUCUGAUAUAUGUACGUAAUACUUAAUAGAAACAACAUUAUAUUACUUAUAAUUCAUAUAAAAGUUACA
This is a messenger RNA of Ceratosolen solmsi marchali, 1147 nucleotides long. RefSeq names its product methylosome protein 50. Bases 96 to 1097 code for a protein of 333 amino acids. The transcript has 4 exons. Gene Ontology annotation, molecular function: protein binding. The record is from RefSeq and is a predicted model, not a curated record. Gene Ontology annotation, biological process: oocyte axis specification. NCBI's taxonomy places the organism in Eukaryota, Metazoa, Arthropoda, Insecta, Hymenoptera, Agaonidae. Gene Ontology annotation, cellular component: methylosome.